This is a messenger RNA of Zootoca vivipara (common lizard), 5661 nucleotides long. It is a transcript of the gene FPGS, whose product is annotated as folylpolyglutamate synthase. Gene Ontology annotation, molecular function: ATP binding; tetrahydrofolylpolyglutamate synthase activity. The record is from RefSeq and is a predicted model, not a curated record. Gene Ontology annotation, biological process: tetrahydrofolylpolyglutamate biosynthetic process. NCBI's taxonomy places the organism in Eukaryota, Metazoa, Chordata, Lepidosauria, Squamata, Lacertidae. Gene Ontology annotation, cellular component: cytoplasm; cytosol; mitochondrion.
AAAACAUGUUUGAAGAUAUAUCAAAAAGAAAGAAAAAAGAAAAAGAAAAAGAACUCAAAAAAAUGAAAGGGAAAAAGAAAAAGAAAAAAAAACAUAUAAAAAGCAAAAAUGUUAAAAAUCGUCUUCCAAUUGUUCCAGUUGUAAUUUAUAUUACUCCCAGGUUAUCGCACAUUAAUGAAUCUUACAUCUACUUAAUUUCCUUCUCACAUAGCAAGGUUCAGCCUAGGUCUGCUAUUAGAGUUUUUUUUUUACAAUCAAGUGGUAUAUAAAUCUUAUGAAAUGAACACGAAAUAAAUUAAACACAUCCUGCAAAAAUCUUCAUAACUCUUCCAAAGUGCCUUGGAGGAGAAGAUAAAAGUUUUGUCUUCGGUCUCUGAUACUUCUCUUGAUUCCCUCUUCCUCCUCCCAGUCAUAAGAUUACUUAGCUGCCUUUUAAAAUGUGCCCUCAUUUUGAGCAAAUCAGCAGCUUUGCUAAUAGCCCCUGGGUUAGUAUCUUUUUGCCGAGACCGGCCUAGCUCCUUGCUCUUCGACUGCUCUGUGGCCUGAGUUCAUUGAUGGCCAUGUUGACAAUGUGCCAGCUUCCGACACUGCCCUUACAGUUUGCUUGGUGGAAGCAGGAAGAGCCUGUGCUUUUUUUGUUUCUGGGUUUGUUUUUUUAUGUGCUUUCAGUUAACUGGUACUUUACGCCCCUAGACAUGUGAUUGAGCUGUUGAGGGAGAGGCACAUGUGUCAUAAGCCAGCUAGAGGAAGGUCAUUAUCUUGUUUGUUGGGGAGGGGGUAAACACUGGCCACGUGCGUGGAACUACUGGUGCAUUCAGAGGAGCAAGGAAGGCAUAUUCCUCUCUCAAGAGGGAUAGGGUGUGGAUUCUCCAGCGGACCCGCUGGCACCUUGUCCUGCCUGUGGCAGAAUUCAGACAUGAAAAGGCAGAGGACCAGCUGGAAAGCAGGCGUUAAGAAAAGAGUUUCCUGUCCCCCUGUCCCCUGCUUUCUUGCAGCCACUGGAGUGCGCAGCGAGAAUCUGGAACCUUGGACGGGGACUUCACAAUUCCAGGAUGCCAUUCGGACUCUGAAUACGCUCCAGACGAAUGCCAGCUACCUGGAACAAGUGAAACGGGAGCGAGGAGACCCCCAGGCACAGCUGGAAGCCAUGAAAGGCUUUUUGGAGCGAAGUGGAUUGAAGGUCGAAGACCUGGAUCAACUGAACAUCAUUCACGUCACUGGGACGAAGGGCAAGGGUUCCGCAUGUGCCUUCACAGAACGUAUUCUUCGCAACUACGGCUUAAAGACUGGUUUCUACAGUUCUCCACAUCUGGUUCAAGUACGCGAGAGGAUCCGGAUUAAUGGGCAGCCCAUCAGCAAGGAGCUGUUCAGCAAGUACUUCUGGCAGGUGUAUAAUCGGUUGGAGGAGAGCAAGGUUUCUGACCAUCCGGCCAUGCCUGCCUACUUUCGUUUCCUCACCAUCAUGGCUUUCCAUGUCUUCUUGCAGGAAAAGGUAGACCUAGCCGUCAUGGAAGUUGGUAUCGGUGGUGCAUAUGACUGUACCAAUAUUAUCAGGAAACCAGUUGUGUGUGGGGUUUCUUCUCUGGGUAUCGACCACACCAGCAUAUUGGGUGACACCAUUGAGAAGAUUGCCUGGCAGAAGGGAGGCAUCUUCAAGCCUGGAGUGCCGGCAUUCACUGUUCCUCAGCCAGAGCGGCCCUUAGAUGUCCUGAGAGAGAGAGCUGAGAAGAGCUCGUGCCAGCUCUACCUGUGCCCUGACCUGGAUGCCUUCGAAGAGGAUGGGAAGCCUCUUCGACUGGGAUUGGCGGGCGACCACCAGCGCUCCAACGCUGCCUUGGCCCUCCAGCUCUCUCGCACGUGGCUUGGACAGCAGGGGUAUCUGGAUAUUGGUGAGCUGAAGGCCCCGUGGUUGAGCUCAGAGCUGCCGGCAAAGAGAUCUCCACCGUUGGCCCCUGCCUUCAAGCCAGGAGCAGCCAUGCUGCAAGGGCUAGAGGCAGCCGUGUGGCUUGGUCGAAACCAGGUGCUACACCACGGCCCAGUGACGUGGUACAUCGAUGGGGCCCACACCACCAGCAGUAUACAGGCCUGUGUCCGCUGGUUUCGCAAAGCUGCCUUGAAUGAGGAGAAGCCUGCAGACGGCUCUGAAGUCCGGGUGCUCCUCUUCAACGUGACAGGCGAUCGCGAUACUGCUGCUCUACUUAAGCUGCUGCUGCCUUGCCAGUUCGACUAUGCCGUUUUCUGCCCCAAUUUCACUGAAGUUUCCACCGCAGGAAAUGCAGAUCAGCAGAACUUCAAUGUCACCCUGGAGAAUGUCCUGACCCGUUGCCUGCAAAACCAGACCCACUGGAACCGCCUGAUGGAGGCAAAAGUGGGCCCGGACCCUUGGCUGUCUGCCUCAACAGAAGUGGAAGGGGUGGCUGGGUGGCUGAAGCAGGCCCCCCUGCACGGCCCCCCGCUCUUCUUGCCACCCUCGGCACGCCCACUCAACAGCAACUCCUUGGUCUUCCCUUGCAUCUCCAAGGCCUUGCAGUGGAUCACCCAAGGCAGGGACCCGCACUUCCAGCCCCCGGCAUCCCGAGGGCUCCACCCUCACCCAGCAGCCAGCAGCGGGGCUGUCUUGCUCAAGGAAGCGGCCACCAUCCAGGUCCUGGUGACGGGGAGUUUGCACCUGGUGGGUGGUGUCUUAAAGCUGCUCAACCCGUCUCUUUCGGAGUAGAGGGUACUGUUGGACACCCCCCUCUUGAGGCCUGUGUUUGCUGCCUACUUGAAAUGUCAUUGGGAAGCUGGGCUGCACCUUCACACUGGUUUCACUGCAGCGUUCAGGCGUUGGGCUGCCUCCUGAGUCCAUGGAACCUCUAAUUCUUCCUUAAAAUUCUUUCCCUGAGGAACAUGGCUUGGCCCCUGAACAAUAUGGAAUCCUCCUGGUCAGACAGGCUGUGCAAAGAAGAUGACGCCUCCAGCAACGUUCUUGAUGCCAGAAUUCUCCCCUUCCCCCACCCCACCCAGGCACUGAAGUUCUACAGGUGGGGGAAAUGGCCACCAGCCCACCACCCAGAGAAAGAGAUUCCCCUGCCUUCUCCCCAAUUUGGAAAUUUUCCUCUCUUCCCUCACCCCCUGCUUGCUUCUUUGUGUGUGGGUGCUGCAGAAGAAGAAGCCCCCAUGCUCUGCAAAACAGAGCUCACCUACCUGCCCCCGGCCACCACCCUGGGCCAAGCACACAGUGUGAGUUCUCGCUCCUUUGCUGACUCCUUGUUGUCACCUCUACUGGUCUCACCAAGUCAAAUGCAUGGCUGGCAGCCUUCGACUGAUGACUCUUGCAAUGUGCCUUUAGAAAAGAAUCUUACUGCUAGCCCCUUUCCUUCACCACCACCACCUCAUCAACUCUCCUUCUGGAGUAGUGGGUUGAUACCUUCAGGGACUUGCUCCCUGAAGGCAUUUAAAAAGAAAAUGUUCCUCAGCAUUUUGGUACGGUUUUAAAACACUCUGUUGAUUUUUUGUUUUGUUUUAAACAAUUCCUCUUGAGCGAGGAAGUCCUGACCUUGCUGCUUGCCAUUGGCUUCUGAGAAAGCCAUUCAGUGUCCACCGGAGAGCAGGCUAUGAGGCCCAAGUGGUUGACUUGUGUAGACGUAGGUGCAUCUACACACACACAUACACACACACACACACACACACACACAAAUCAUGGUCCAUAUGGGAGCCUACCCUGACCCAUGCAGUUGGUGUUGGCAGUUAAGGGGCUGGGGAUCAUGAGAUGGCCAGAGUUGGCUUCCCAGAAGGUGUGCUGGAGAGGCAAGUGCCUGUCUCUUUGGGGUGGAAUGAGAAGAGCGCAACCACUGUGCUCCCCUGUGUGUGCUGUCCACUCUUAAAGUGCAGAGUAAUAACUAUAACUGCCCGAUGACUUGAGGGAGCAACCUUUUUUUCCAUCAUCUUUUUAAAAUACACCUAUUGGAAAGCAAGGCCAAGUGUUUGAAAUGAGAGAUUUUAUGCUGUGAACGCUGCAAGCCAUUUACUGUUGCUUGGUUUCAGAGGCACAGCUACAGUCUUUGUGCUUUCUCUGACUGCACUGGAAAGGGAGCAGGGUGGGGGGCCUUUUGGCUCUCCUGGUGCUGGUUGGAGUCCCAGCCUUCAUCAGCUCCACCCUGCAUGCCCAGUGGGUCUAGGACUCUUGCAUUUGUAGUCUAGCAACAUAUGGAGGACCACUUUCCCUCUGCCAUCAAAUUGCACACAGUGAACAAAAAAGGAAGGGCCCAGAUUUUUUUUGGGGGGGGGAGGGGUGCUGGAAUCCAUUGUGUGCAAAGGGGUUUCAGGGAGGGGGUCAUUGCUUCAUGCAGACUUUGACUUUUAAAAAAUUAAUAUUUGAUUCAUAUUUGGAACCUAUCUUCUUCGGGUUGUACCACCCUUGAAUAUUCAGUGACCUGCUUGUUGCUAAGUAUCUCCUUGCCAGAGAGAAGUUUGCCACCUUCUCCCUGGUGUCUUAGCUUUCCUUGCAUGGGAAUUCUUUUGAUGGAGGCCUUUCAGUCAAGCCCCUCCUGCAUUCCUGGGUCUUAUGAUCUGGCUGCAGGUCCCAUCCCUUGCUGGAUGGAUAUGCACAUCUGUUUGGAAUCUGAUUCUGACAUCUGCCUGCAGGGUGAGAAUAAAUAUGGGUAACUCUUGGGGUGGUAGCAAAAGCAGAAGGGGGGGGGACACAACAGACUUCUCAGGGUGCCAGUGGGGGCUCUUCCAGAAUGGUUUACUCUGCUUGUGAUACGAAACAAAUGAAUUAUAUUCAACAUUAGUCCUACUUAAAGUAGACUUGUUGAAAUUAAUGGGCCUAACUAUCUGAGAAAUUAGUAAACCUCACCCCCUGGGAUGCUAGCGGAUCCUUCCGGAGAACACCCCCACCUUUUGAUGUUAACAUUCAUGCCUUGCCUCUCUGCCCCCCCCCACCCCUGCUCUCGUGGAGCCAAAUAUGCAGCAGAAAGCAUCACCUGCUAAGAGUUGCAGGAGUUGGGUAUGAGAUUGAUUUAUGCUGCUUUUGUCCAUGGUACUGUACUUCAGAGUUCUUAGAGCAUUUCCCCCUUGUGGUUCUUGUUGUCCGGGAUCCACUGAGCCAAUACAAUGGGACCAGUGCCAUGAGCAGCAGGUUUUGGGCAUUUGUCUUGAGCAGUGUGAUCUGCUCACUGCCCACAUCCUUUGUUAGUUUACGACCAAGCAAGUCUCUUCCCUCCUUUUAGCUGUGUGCGUUCUAGGAAGACCUAAACUAGUUCUAACCAAAAUUCAACCUUGUUCUGAAUUCUUGCUGAAGGUGGUGGUCCAGUAAUCUCUCGACCUUCAUAGAGCACAUUACAGGUAGUGACCACCUGCUUUUUGAGUAAUGGUACUGCUUCCCAAUACAAAUAAAGAGAGCUUUCCAUCCCUCUUCCCCAACCCCACCUAAAGGGGAAGGAAACUUAAAUGGAUAGUUCUUAAGAAACACUUUUAUCUUAAAACUGGAUUAUUUUUUCCUGAUUGCAUUUUAAAUCUUGUAACUGUUUUUCAUGUUUCUUGACUUGUUUGUUCCUUUAUAAAAACAAAAAACUGACUUUCUGUGUCUGUCUGUCUUGGAUUAAUAAAAAAUGUUGUUUUUGCCAGACAUGUUGAGUCAGGAACAGGUGCUUUCAAUAAAGAACUGACAUACUAGAA